AUGUCAUCAUUACCAGGUAAAUAUGACGAAUUAUAUAUCUACUUACGCAUUCUUCUUAUGUUUUCUACACAAGAGAAUACCUCCACGUUACAGCCGACUUUACCAAGCGAUGACAACAUUGGAGAACCUGAGUCAAAUGUACAAAAUAAUGCAGGUGCAGUCGAUGUUGAUAAUAUAAAUAAAAGUAUAGUGGAGUCGGGUAUACUUGUUACGAGUCUCGCACCAAUCGCAGAAACUGAUUCAACUCCAGUAUUAUCACCAGCACCAGUCCAAACUUUACCAGGCGCACAGGAAAAUGAAGUUGAAAGACAAAGAGUAACAACAACAGAUAUACAAUUGAACACGGAACGACAUAUAAGUAAAUGGAAUAGUGAUGAAGUGCAAGAGUGGUUUCAAUCGUAUCAACUUAAUGAAUUAUAUAAGUUCUUAUUUACUCCGCGUGACACUAAAGAUGGUGCAGCUUUAGCAAAAAUAUUUGAAUCAAAACUAAAAAAUUAUGAACAGUACAGAAAUGGGUACAGAAAUAGAUUACCAUCCGGUUCAAACAAUCUUGCAAAAGAUUUCGAUCGAUUCGGGCAAUUGCUUGACACAUAUUUUAUUAAUAAAUACGAACAUCGAUUUGAUGUUGCGUUCUCAUUUCCAGGCGAAAUACGUGGUAAAGUUAAUGAAAUAGCGCGAAAACUAUGUGAAAAAAUUAAUAAAAAAGAUGGGCGAAAACGGAUCUUCUACGAUGAAUAUCACCAAGCUGAAUUAGCUCGUCCAAAUCUAGAUCUUUAUUUGCACACAAUAUAUCGAUAUCAAACAAGGUUAAUCGUGGUUUUUAUGUGUGCUGAUUAUUCACUUAAAGAAUGGUGUGGUUUAGAAGCACGCGCUAUACGUAGUCUAAUGAAAACAUAUCAAAACGAUCGAAUUAUGUUACUAACAGUCGAUGGAACAACAAUUGAUGGUGUCCUGGAUAUCGAUGGGUAUAUGGAUAUUUCAGGGAAAACGGAAGAUGAUGUUGUAGCCGCAAUUUAUAGCCGUUUGGAAGCUCUUGGCAAUACAUUACCACUGUCAAAAUCAUCACAUACACCACCGCCGCAGCGACCACCAGGAUUUUAUCUAAAUGAAUUAAAACCUGUACCAAAGCUAUUAUUUCUAUCCAAUUAUCAAUUAUAUAUCGAUGCCACUCAACUCGAUCAAUAUCGAUUUCAAGGCAUUGUAGAUAUUGAUGCUCAUGUAAGACAAUUAGAACAUAAUCAGAAAAUAAAUUCUACGCCUUUGAAAAAAGUGCAGUUUCUAUUCUACGUCCUUCCUUUAUUCACGUGGUCAUUUCCACAUCGGCCCCUAUUUGCAACAAAACAACAGCAACAACAGCUAAUUCUCAACUUUAUCAAGCAUGAAGGAUGGCGAAUUAACGUUCGAGCAGACAAAUUUCAAUGUUUUUAG
Rotaria socialis is the source of this 1428-nucleotide messenger RNA. The record is from the annotation of a GenBank genome assembly. Lineage: Eukaryota; Metazoa; Rotifera; Eurotatoria; Philodinida; Philodinidae.